GAGUCAAGGUUACUCCAUUUCUAUUUUAUUCUCGCUUUUACCUUUGUAAUGUUACAAUUAUAGUAUAAUUUUGCUUAAUGGUUUUAAAUUUUUUUCAUCAUCUGUUCUUUUUUUAGGCGAUGCUCGCAUGUUUGAUUUUUUUUUCUAAUCUUAUCUUACAUUUUAUGAUAAGGCUUAUCUACCGAACGAUAAGCAAUAAAGGUUGCAAAUUUCAAGUUGAGUCACAAUUACUCCAUUUCUAUUUUAUCCUCGCUUUUACCUUUUUAAUGUCACCAUUAUUGUAUUAAUAAUUAUUAAUUAAUAUUUUGCUUAAUGGUUUUAAAUUUAUUUCAUCAUCUUUUAUUUUUUUAGGCGAUGCUCGCAUGUUUGAUUUCUUUUUUCUAAUCUUAUUUAACAAUUUGUUUCAUGACUAUCUUUACGAUUACAGAUUUGAGCUGUCAAUAUCUUUGUAGAAUGUUUUUUGUUUAAUUUCGUAGGCCAACUGUUCGAUAUUCUAUCCUAACUAAACCCUCCCAAUAGUUAGUGUUGUAUCCUAAACUUCGAACUAAUCUCAACACUAUCAAAAUCCAAAAUGGUCAACAAGGACGAAGGUUUCGAGGAUCAAGUUAAGUGCGAUGUGGCUAUUGUUGGUGGUGGGGUAUCCGGGCUAUACUGUGCGAUGAACCUGAUGACUGAUCCCCGCACAGUCGACCGUGGUAUCAAGAAUAUCGUCCUUCUGGAAGGUUCCGACAGAUUUGGUGGACGAUUCGACCUUGACUCGGUGAACGAUGCUUCCGGCAUCUUCCGCUUUGCUUACAAGGACCCGAAAAGUGAUGAGAUCUCGCACAUGCCCCUCAUGUCGCAACUAGUUACAGAUUUGGGAAUGCAGGAUGACGUCGUCAAGGAGACGGUUAGCACAGAAGAUACUUCCGUGGGUUAUUUUGGAGGGUGUCAUGUGACCAAUCUUGAUGUAAAGCUUAACCCGACCAUUUGGAAGGACCUGUUUCACUUGAAAGACGGCGAGGAGAUCCGCUCAGUUGACGACGCUGACAUCGUCAUCUACAAGAGGCUUCUGGAGCACAACAAAGAGAAGCUGAAAGAUAAGUAUCCUAACCGUGCAGCUAUUAUCCUAGCUCAGAAAGACCAGAAAAGUCUUCAGGAUCCUGACUUCUGGACCUUCUUUAAAAACGAGCUAACGUGGCCCAUUGGCUCACAAGAGGUUGCUCUUAGAGAUCUCCCUAUGUCUACAUUGGUCUCAGUUAUGAAGUUUUCUCCGAGUUUCUCUUGCUUGAUGGACACCAAAUCCUCUUCCAGAGAUGCCGGAACGUACUUACAAAAUCAAAUGAGCAUGAAGAUGCUUACCACAGAAUUUUACCACCUUAACAGCGGAUGGACUUCAAUGAUCAACAAAAUAGAGAAACAACUCUUAGACCUUGACGGUACAAACGGUAUUAACAUCAAACUUCGUCGUAACUGCUGCGCUAACAAGCUGAUGGUCAUGAAAGACGAAGCAGAGCCAAUCUAUCUGGGGUUUGAGGAGGGCUCCAAAACUGCAGUCAUGGCAGCUGACAAGGUCAUCAUGGCUGUACCCCCGCCAGCUGUUGAAAAGAUCAGCCUCCGUUUGGGUGACACCGAAACUUACAAGGCGGGAUGUGAUGCCAUCAAGAAGAUGUGCAGCAAGGUGUCCGGAGAAGACAUGACUUUCAUCAACCUCUUCUUUAAAUCUGACUGGUGGAACAAGGAAGGAGACCCAAAGAUGACAGGUCCGAGUUGUUCAGAUCUUCCUUGCUCCAUAAUCUACCCAUUCUACAGUUCCUGCGCAAAGAAAAGCUGUUCAGGCUGCAAAACCUGUUCAAAUGAUCCUUCUCCAGUUGGACUUACCAUCCUCAGUAGAAGGAAGAACGCCGAGUUCUGGGCUUCUCUUCAAAGAAUUGGCAACCCCUACAAUCUAUGUACAAUAAAGAACCCGGAACUCACACCGACCUCCGAAGCUGUUGUAGAUGUGGCGAUGGACCAGCUAAAGGAGAUUUUCAGACGAGGCGUGCCUCCACAACCGGUAAUGGCAACGUACAGACGUCUUGACAAGGAUAGCAAGUACGGUUAUCCCUCGUACUGCUGGAAAGUGGGAGUGGUCGGGAGCGAGCUAGAGGGCCCCAAACCCAUACCGGACAGGAACUUGUACUUCUGUCAUGACGCUUGGAGCGAUUAUCAGGGCUGGGUCGAGGGGUCACUCAGGUCUACUAAGAAGGUUGUAGAGAGAGUCCUGGAGAAAAGUGAUUGAUUCGAAUUCAAAGUUUUCACGUGGAUUGUAUUGUUUGAAAUUCCAUAUUUUUGCAAAAUGAGCCAUUAAGUUGUGAAUAUUUAUUUAUUUUAAUUAAUGUUUUGAAUAUUUUAUAAUUCUUUAAAUCAUUUGCACCAAUAUUUUCUUUACUGUGUCUUCCGAAGAGUGAAUAAUC
Molecule: messenger RNA, 2435 nt
Organism: Bolinopsis microptera
Lineage: Eukaryota; Metazoa; Ctenophora; Tentaculata; Lobata; Bolinopsidae
Exons: 2
Coding region: 572-2260 (562 amino acids)
Molecular function (GO): oxidoreductase activity
Source: RefSeq, a predicted model, not a curated record